Molecule: messenger RNA, 3399 nt
Organism: Anoplopoma fimbria (sablefish)
Lineage: Eukaryota; Metazoa; Chordata; Actinopteri; Perciformes; Anoplopomatidae
Product: phosphatidylinositol 4,5-bisphosphate 3-kinase catalytic subunit gamma isoform
Exons: 12
Coding region: 1-3399 (1132 amino acids)
Biological process (GO): cell migration; phosphatidylinositol 3-kinase/protein kinase B signal transduction; phosphatidylinositol-mediated signaling
Cellular component (GO): plasma membrane; phosphatidylinositol 3-kinase complex, class IA; cytoplasm
Molecular function (GO): 1-phosphatidylinositol-4-phosphate 3-kinase activity; 1-phosphatidylinositol-3-kinase activity
Source: RefSeq, a predicted model, not a curated record
AUGGAUGCCUCAUUGCUCUUGAAUCCAGCUGUCAGUCCUCAUGCUGUGGACUCUUUAUCUGCGUUGCCAACUCAGGGCGGCUCUGAGAACAACCUAAAAUUCAUCUGUGAGUUUAAGCAUGGGCCCUGUCCAACGCAGGCGUCUGGCGAUGAGGACUACAAUGUCAAUAUGGCUUGCGAGUCAGUGUCGGUCAUCCUCCCUGCGCAGUGCAGCGUCCACCAGCUGCGGCUACGCAUCUGCAUUCAGGCACAGGAACAAAAUUGCCACCCAGACCCACUUGCAUUACUGGACCCGGAGAAAUACACUCUGCUGUAUGCCAGGGAGGACGACUGGUACGAGGCCUACGACGACUGUCAGGUCAUCAGGACGUUGGACAUCCCUUGGUCAUGUGACGACGCUGGCCGUCUGUCGGCUCACAUAGUGGUAAAACCGCUGAUGGCAGUCGAUUCGGAAGAGAAAAAGAAGCAACAGCAGCAUCUGGCUUACCUGAUCGGACACGACCUGGAGAGAGAAGCCUCUGACAGACUCGGCGAGCUCAUGUUCACCCGCCGGAAACUGGCAUCUCCGAGAAGACAAGAGCUAAAGGAUCGGGAUGACAAGUUAUAUGCCACAGAACCUUGGAUAACGAGUGCCCCCAUUCCAAAUGACCUUGAGGACCAGCUGAACAGAAAGCUCCCCGUCACCCUCCAUUACAUGAGCAAGAUCAGCUUCAGCAUACAGGUGGACUUUAGUGCGACACCAAGUGUUCUUCUCACAUUUUUUAGAAGGGUGGCGGCAGACCAGGGGCUUGAUUAUGACACUUCGGAUAGUUUGGUGUUGAAAGUCUCGGGGAGGGAGGAGUUUUUAUCUGGAGACCACCCCUUGAGCAGUUUCCUCUGGGUUCGACAGUGCUUGAAAACAAACCAAGACUUCCACCUCUCCGUGGUCCCUGUGUCGCAGCUCGUCGACGAGACUGUCAAGUUCGUGGACUGGCCUCUCGUUGACAGUUCCAGUGGCCAGUUCAGCUCCCAUGACGAUCUUCGCCUCGAAGGGAAGGAUUUGGACGACAUCUUCAUGAUAUCCUUGUGGGACUGCAACAGGAGGCUCCGAGUGAAAUUGCUUGGCUUCGACAUCCCAAACCUUCCGAGCAAAUGCCCUCAGUCAGUUUACGUAAAAGCCUCCAUACUCUACGGAAACAAGGUUCUCUCUUCGGUGUCCUCCCUCCCAAAGACCUUUGCAGAAGAAGUGCUGUGGAAUGAGUGGCUUGACUUUGACGUUCUCCUCAGCGAUCUGCCACGUGGAGCCAAGCUGGGUUUCACUAUUAAUGCUAGUGGUGGUGAAAUCCCCCCAGUAACCAAAGACCCCAAAUCUUCAGUAACCAGAGACUCAAAGCCGCAACCAUCUUCAGUCAUUAAAGCACCCAACCUGCAGAAAGGGAAAGGAAAGGUGCUCUACUUUGUCAAUCUUCUCCUCAUUGACCACAGGUCCCUCCUAAGCCAGGGCCCCUACACCAUGCACAUGUGGUCAUACCCAGACGUGGAUGAAGAGGCCAUCACCUACCAGGCGGACAAGCUGUCAUCUGCCACCAACCCAGACAUAGCAGACUCCAUGGCUAUCAGCUUCCUUCUGGACCGCUACAGCUUCCCUGUGGUUCUACCAAAUAGCUUCAGCGCCUCUGAAUGCUCCGGCAUUCCGUCCUCCAGCCUCCCCCAAACCAAAUCCGCCGCCUCCUCUAAUGCAGCCUCCCCCUCCUCACCCCCUUCCACCUUACCCAACACAGAUUCUCCCUCUCUGCAUGUGAAAGAUGGCCAGGACUCAUCGACAGACAAUGUGACUCUCAGAAACCCAUCCUCGGUCACCAACACAAACCAGGCUUGCCUCAAAAGGUUCCGGGAGGAGAGCAUCCGCUACGCCUCAAAUCUACCCCAUUAUCUGCGAAAUGUUGAUUGGAUGAACCGCAGAGUGGUGGAGGAUGUCCACUGGCUACUGGGAAACUGGGAUCCUGGAGAGCUGGAUGUGACGGUGGCCCUGGAGCUGCUAAGCAUGGACUUUGCUGACGGGACGGUCAGGAGACUGGCAGUCCAGAGAUUGGAGAGCCUGUCAAACGAUGAUGUAUUGAUGUAUUUGUUGCAGCUGGUGCAGACCCUAAAAGUGGAACCUUACCAUGACAGUUUCCUUGCUCGGUACCUCAUCCAAAGAGCUCUGCGGAGCAAGAGAAUUGGCUACUUCUUCUUCUGGUAUGUCCGCAGUGAGGUGGCAGGGUGUCUCUACUUCCGUCAGCGCAUGGCUGUGAUCUUGGAGGCCUACCUGCUGGGCUGUGGUCAGGCCAUGCUCGACAACUUCGCCCAGCAGGUCCAGGCUGUAGAGGCUCUGCAGGAGGUUGCUUUAACCAUUAAAAAACUCUGUGACAAGUCUGACUUGCCUCCUACAGCAUCCCUCAAGCUUCAAGAGCUCCUUAAAAACAGUAAUCUACCGGAUGAGUUUCUGGUGCCCUUUGACCCCCGGAUCAAAGCUGGAAGGAUCCUGCUGGACAAAUGCAAGGUGAUGGCCUCCAAGAAGAAGCCACUGUGGCUGGAGUUCACUCCCAUGCCGUCGCCCACCUCUGCUACACCUGUAGGAAUAAUCUUCAAAGAGGGAGACGACCUCCGACAGGACAUGCUGGUCAUUCAGACGCUGGUGGUGAUGGACUCUAUCUGGCAGGAGAAAUCUCAGGACCUUAACCUUGUUCCGUAUGGCUGCAUCUCCACAGGACACAACAUAGGUAUGAUUGAGAUUGUGAGAAAUGCAGCGACCAUCGCUGCCGUCCAAUGGAGCCAGGGAGGAACGUCGGCAGCCUUCAGGAACGAUGCUCUAUUUGAUUGGCUCAAAUCCAAAGGUCCACUCCAGGAAAUACACUACAAGACCGUGGAGAGAUUUGUGAAGUCCUGUGCCGGUUACUGUGUGGCCACCUAUGUUUUGGGUAUAGGAGAUCGACACAACGACAACAUCAUGAUCACAGACCAAGGGAACCUGUUUCACAUCGACUUCGGUCACAUCCUGGGCAACAGGAAGCACUUCCUUGGCGUGAGCAGAGAGCGCGUACCAUUCGUCCUCACACCUGACUUCCUGUAUGUCAUGGGAAGGGGCAAAGGGCGCAACAGCCUCUACUUUCAGCGGUUCAGGGACACCUGCAUCCAAGCAUACCUCUCCCUGCGCUCGCACUCCCGUCUGCUGGUCACUCUUUUCUCCCUCAUGCUGCUGACGGGCAUCCCUGAGCUGAGUGCUGCAGAGGACAUGCGCUACCUGCGGGAGGCGCUCCAGGAGGAACAGGGUGAGGCAGAGGCCAAGGAGCAUUUCCUCCAGCAAAUCACUUUGUGUGAGCAGCAGGGCUGGACCGUGCAGGCCAACUGGUGGAUCCACAUGGUUGCAGGCAUCAAGUAG